UCACGACAAUUUACAAUGACUAUCAAACGGGCAGUUAAAGUCCUUAAAUACAUUCCUGAAUGUUGCAAGUUGCAACAUUGUCCCCAAUGCUCUGCCAAAAAAAACAUUGUCCUCAAUUUUGAAAACGAGAAGAUGAAGCACUCAUCAUGCGCACACACCUUUGAUCUUCCUUACGAUAUCGCCUUCAAAAUUGCUUCUUUCCUUCUGGUACGAGAUGUAUGCGCGCUUGGAAGUUGCUCCAAAUUUUGGAGGGAAUUAUGCGGCUCGGAUCAUAUAUGGGCUCCAUUGACUAAACAGAGAUGGCCUUCCCUUCAUUUAUCUGAUAACUCUCAAAUUCCUCAUCAUUUAAAUUCUCAACCACACAUACGGGGUUGGAAGAUCUUUUACAUACAAAGACACCAUGAGAUGAGAAUCAGAGUUUUGAAAUUUGUGGAACAUUAUUCCUGUGUUUCUCUGGAGGUUCAGGAGUAUCUCACAGCAAUAGAAGGCCUCUGCUCAAUGCAAGCUGAUUUUAUGGAUGUGCGGACGUUUUUGUUAAAUACAGAGUUGAAUGUGUUGCUUAACUUAGUUGGAUUGCACUACAGUAUCAACUGGCUUGGAGUGCCUCUACAACGUGUUAUGAAUGCCCUUCAAGGUUCCAACAUUGCAGACAGAAAAGUAUCAAUAAAAUGGUGGAAAGUGGGCCGAUGGUCUAAUGGAUUUCGACUGCGGGAUGAAUCUCAUCAUCGUGUAGUCUCGUUAGCUGAUUUUGCAACGAACAAAGAAGAGCAUGUCCGCGGGGUGCUGUCAAGAGGUGCUGUCUAUGAGGUCAUCCGGGUUCAGAUAUCUGUUGCAUAUCCUUUGAGUGUUCCUUGGACAUGCCAAAGCUCAGUGUCUCCUGGCCGUUAACCUUGCAUUUGCAGUAGUCUCUUCUUUGAUUUAUGAUAUACAUGGAUACCUCCUUAAUGUACUAUUGAUUCUGUAAUUUACUGUUGCUCAGCAUGAAUGCUCGUAUAUAUGAACAGGUUAACUGUAUUAUAUUGUACAUAAUUCAAUUCAUAACAGAUGUUUCUUGCUGCUC
Beta vulgaris subsp. vulgaris (sugar beet) is the source of this 1060-nucleotide messenger RNA. RefSeq lists its product as uncharacterized. Gene Ontology annotation, cellular component: SCF ubiquitin ligase complex. NCBI's taxonomy places the organism in Eukaryota, Viridiplantae, Streptophyta, Magnoliopsida, Caryophyllales, Amaranthaceae. The transcript is spliced from 4 exons. The record is from RefSeq and is a predicted model, not a curated record. The coding region runs from base 16 to 888 and encodes 290 amino acids. Gene Ontology annotation, molecular function: protein binding. Gene Ontology annotation, biological process: SCF-dependent proteasomal ubiquitin-dependent protein catabolic process; protein polyubiquitination.